AUGUCCGCCAACAGAAUGCGCAGCCGCAGCAAUGCGCACAGUGAAGAAGAAUUCAUUCCCGGCACGCGACGGCUCCACGAGAGCGGCUACGCCCUGCCAGGAGACGCGUCGCUGCAGAAGUCGGGCAAUAUCCUCCUUGUACCUCAGCCCACCAAUUCACCCAACGAUCCGCUGCGCUGGUCCUUGUGGCGCAAAAUCUGGCACUCGCUCCUCGUUCUGUACAUGGUUGGCCUCACCGCAGCAACCUCGAACAACGCGGGAUCCGGGUCUGAUGGUGUGAAUCAAGAGUAUGGCAUCAGCUACGAUGUCUUCAAUACCGGCGCUGGCGUGCUUUUCAUCGGCAUCGGCUACUGGGCUCUUUUGAGCUCUCCUCUCGUGCACUUGUAUGGGCGGAGGCUGGGCUAUCUUGCCUCGCUCGUGCUCAACAUCGGCGGCCUUAUCUGGUAUGCGCGCAUCGACAGCGUCUCCGGUGUGGUGUGGAGCCAAUUGUUCGUUGGAGCUGCUGAGUCGGUCGGCGAAGCUACUGCCCAACUGUCGCUUCUCGACAUCUGGUUCGAACAUCAGACUGGUAGUGUUCUUGGCAUGUACACAUUUGCGACGGCUAUUGGCACCUAUCUUGGCCCUCUAAUUGGUGCCUACGUAUCUGAGGGACUCGGUUGGCGUUGGAUCGGCUACGUUGGUGCUAUCAUUUGCGGCGGCAGCCUUGUCGUCUUCUAUUUUGGCUUGGAAGAGACGGAAUUCUCGCGCGAUCGUUACCCCGCCAAUAACAAUGACCGCCCCGUUAGCAAAAGCUCUCCGGAUGGUGCCAGCGGUGAGAAGACAGCAUGCGAGCCCACCCCGGACACGGAAUUCUCAUCCAGGGAUCGGAAAAAGUCUUACUGGGAGCGCAUCCGCAUCAUCACCCCGGCACCGAACCUGCGCGGAACAGGUUUCAAGCAGUAUCUUAAUCGUCUGUGGCACACCCUGCGUGUCUUCACUUUCCCGGCUGUGUGGUAUGCCGGACUGCAAUGGGGCUUCCAACAGUCCUGCUUGACCUUCUAUCUCACCCUACAAGAGGACACAUGGUCUGGCCACCCGUGGAAUUACGGAUCUGUUGCGGUGGGCAAUAUGAACAUCCCCACGCUGAUUGGCAGUCUCAUUGGCUGCGCUUAUGGAGGAUAUGGAAGCGAUGCGUUCAUGCAGUGGAUGAUCAAGCGCAACAAAGGUGUGAUGGAGGCUGAAUACCGGCUGUAUCUGAUGGCACUUUGCACCUUGAUCUUCCCUACCGGCAUUUGGCUGUUUGGUAUCGGCACGGCUCGAGGUUGGGAUUGGCCUGUGCCGUACGUUGGGCUGGGCUUCAUCGGUUUUGGCUAUGGCUGUGCUGGUGACUUGAGUUUGUCGUACCUUGCAGACUCAUUCCCGGAAAUGGUUCUUGAAGGCAUGGUAGGCGUCGCAGUCAUCAAUAACACGCUUGCAAUGGUAUUCACCUUCGUCGCCAGCUUCUGGAUCGACUCGGGCAUAGAGAACUGCUUCGUCGUUCUUGGAAUACUAGGUUUACUGGUUAUGGGGCUGAGUCUACCCAUGGCCUUGUUCGGCAAGCGCACGCGGAGGUGGGCGAGGGAUCGGUAUGCAACAUUUGUCCACAUACGCGACGGAUUUUCACGGUAACAUCUGAUAUCCACUGUACAUAUAGAGGCAGUACAUAAGCGCAAGAAAGAGAUGUGCAAGUGG
Molecule: messenger RNA, 1710 nt
Organism: Exserohilum turcica Et28A
Lineage: Eukaryota; Fungi; Ascomycota; Dothideomycetes; Pleosporales; Pleosporaceae
Exons: 3
Coding region: 1-1647 (548 amino acids)
Biological process (GO): transmembrane transport
Molecular function (GO): transmembrane transporter activity
Source: RefSeq, a predicted model, not a curated record